AAACGUCGCCCGACCGCAGCUUGCGAGACAACGCGCGUGACCGGCUUCACUCUCAGAAAUUCCAUCCGUCGCACGCUCCAGCCCGGCAACUUGAGCUGAGUUUCCUAGGUAGAAAUGGCUGCACCAAAAGACAAGAAAGGUGUUUUGUUAUUCGAGGAGGAAGAGGCAGAAGUAGACACGCCCACCGGAGCCAAGAAUGACGCGGCGCUACAAAACCAAAUUAACAAGUACCUGGAGGAGCGUACCUCUAAAAAGCAGAUGAAGCCAGGCAAAGCGGCCGGGGGAGAGGAGCACACGGGUAUCACGGACGAUGAGGCGGACGACGAGGGAGAGCCCGACUAUGACGUGGCGUCCCGCAUGACGCUCAAAGCAUCGUCUGAGGCUUUCUUGGAGGUCAUGGCGGAGGCGCGCAUGCAGUACCAGAAGGAGCAGAAGGAUGCCGGCAAGCCAGCGGCGGGCAAGCCAGCGGCCGCGGCGACUAAGAAGCCGUGAGCCCUGUGCCGUGGUGGCGACGGGUGUGAGGCAGAGGAGGGGGCAGCGAGGGUGGCAGGCCUGCUGAGUGAGGCGAGUUCGUGGUGUGUUGGGGUUUGUUUGUCCUCGUGCGCGAAAAGGAAACGGUCGCGUGCAGUGAAGGUGCCGGGUGCGGCCACCUGCCGUGUGUACUUAGAGUGUUUCUUGGUGGUGUGCGGGUGGGGUUGUAGUUGUUUGGCAGGCAGUGGCGACGACGGGCAGUUGCCAGGCUGCGGGUGCUACCGGCCUGUGCCGGUCCAUCGCCGCAAGAAUGAGCAUGGGCACCCUACAUGCAGAGCUUGGUACAGCAAGCGCAGCGAUGACACUGGAUACUUGUGGAAACUGGAUACUGGUGUGGCAGGUUGGCUACAGGACUGUGCGCUUAGAGCAGGUAUAGGGUACAUCGUAGUUGCCACUCGCGGGAUGCGGCGGUCUGGUGGUGGGCUCCAUGCGCUGGGUCAGCGGAGGGCUGCCUAGCGGCUGUGGCAUCGUGCAGACGUGGCGUUUCUCCCCAUCAAACCGUGGCUACUUGUGGAGAGCAGCCCCGGCUAUGUCCGGGGAUCGAAAUUACGUCGGCUGACCUGAGGCCUUAGAAGGUGUGGUGUGGUGUGCGCUCGGUCGCUCAGGCUCCGGGACCGUACUGGGGGUGCACGGCGGAUGGCAGGCAUAGCCAGCAAGGGGAGUCCGUGACUCAGUGUCGUCCAACCCAUUAUAGUGUAAAGAUGGAAGGGGACUUGCAAGGUAGUAGUUCGAGUUGGUCGGCCUGACACCGAGGCGGCGAUGUGAGGGCAGGGGCGGCGCGAGGGGUGGGGGGAGCGCGCGAAUGGCGGGCGGGCAGCUGCCCGAUCGUUCCACCCGAUAUGGAAUUUGUGAUUUUUAUAUGUCUGGUACUGUUAUUUACUACGA
This is a messenger RNA of Chlamydomonas reinhardtii, 1416 nucleotides long. RefSeq lists its product as uncharacterized. NCBI's taxonomy places the organism in Eukaryota, Viridiplantae, Chlorophyta, Chlorophyceae, Chlamydomonadales, Chlamydomonadaceae. The coding region runs from base 115 to 492 and encodes 125 amino acids. The record is from RefSeq and is a predicted model, not a curated record. The transcript has 5 exons.